Messenger RNA from Suillus paluster, 2016 nucleotides. RefSeq lists its product as uncharacterized. Lineage: Eukaryota; Fungi; Basidiomycota; Agaricomycetes; Boletales; Suillaceae. The record is from RefSeq and is a predicted model, not a curated record. The coding region runs from base 1 to 2016 and encodes 671 amino acids. The transcript is spliced from 6 exons.
AUGUUCCCCUGGAAGUUAAUGCCAAGCACACUUGCAGACAACAAUGUUUGCAUCAAAGGCUACCCUGCACACAAUUGUGUCCUGCCAGGUGAGACACAUGGUGUUACCUCGCAAUCGAAGAGCAAGGGCAUCGCUAGUCUUACGCAGAAGGAGGUCACAAUCCUCGUAGAGGCUUUGAAGGUGAAGACUAUGUACGUAGAGAAAGUUAGCAUCAUGAAACGAGCAGCAGUAUCAGCUUCUGAGAUACCUGUCAUUAUCGGCGAAGCUCCCCCAUCAGACUAUCCUCAUGCAGGUGCUCGACGUCUAUUCAUUGAUGGUCAUAUGGACUACAAUGGUCCACCUCGCCUCAAGGCUAGUGCUGCAACUAUGAAAGUCAAAAAAUCUGCUACUUCGGCAGGGAAAUCAUCUAUGCAUCCAGAAGUACUGAUACCUCCUCCAUCCCGGCCCUUCAAGAUUGUUCCCAGGCCUCCAGCUCGCGAAGUCAUUGAAGUACGAUCUACUUCAUCCGAUUCUCAAGACGAACAUGGCCGACCAGAACCAGCCUCUGAGUCGGAGUAUGAAGAUGCAUCCCAUGGCAAGAGGAAGAGGUGGAAGCCCAGUGGUGAGCUGCUCGCAUCAGAGAAGAGCACAUCACCUGUAGACCUUCUUCCAAAAGCAGUGAAGACCGACAGCAAACCAUCGAAAGAAAAAAUUGGACCGUCAUCACAGGGCCCUAUUGCUUCACCCUCCAAAGGGAGUUCAUCAUCUCCGUUGACCGUGGAGUCAUCAGGUAAUGAGCGGGAUGCUCCUGCUGGGACUAAUACAAACAACGCUAAGCGCCUUCGUGAUGGGCCCUCCAACAAAGCUGAAGACACAAAAGGUCACACUAAAGCACAACUGGCUAAGAAAGGUUCCCAUCCGAAGGGUCGUCUUGGCUGGGCCCUUCGUGCGAUAUAUUCUGAUGCUGAGUCUGACGGUGAAAGCAUCAAGCUCCCGUCCCCAAAACCCACCCCUGUCAAUAUAGAAGACUCUGCAGUUUCAAGCCGUGUGGACACACCCGCAGAAACUACAGAGGCGCCUGUGCAAUUGCCAUCAUCCAAUACAGAGACCAACAGUGCACGCACUCUGCCUCCAUGUGAAGGCGAUGCCGUCGGUGAUAUUGGCCAAGUUGCAGCAGCGUUGCAACAACUGGGUGGUUCUUCUGCCACGGAGCUUCCUCCUUUGCCUCAGAGAGGAGGUGGAGGAGGUGAUGAAUCAAUUCUCAAGACCUGCCUGCAAAUACUGACCACCAAUGUGAGGAGUCUGCGCACUCUCAAGAUUCCUUCCAUCACAAAGUACAUGAUCCUCAUGAACCUGUCCAUCAAGUAUCUUGCGAACCCGACCGUCAAAUUUCUUGUGAACCCAUCCAUCAAGAUCUUCGGAAUCAUUUCCAUCAGGAUCGAGGGAAUUAUCCUUUCUACAACUCUCGUGGGCCUCCUGACCCUCAUGGUCCUUUCCUUCCUGACCCUCGUGAAUGCCUUAAUUGAGAGGUGCAUGAUCCUCACAUGCCUGGUUGUAAUACCCAUGACGCAUCCUAUCAUAAUGUCUUCGCAGCUGCAGGAUUACCAACACCUCCGUCCACACAAUGUAUACUAUCAUCGCAAUGGCAAUGGUUACGAAAGCCCUCCUGAGCACUAUGAUACUUGCAAUCCUACACGAGAUCUGUCCCCAGUAGCAGAAUCCAGCAUGGAUUACAGCAUGGAACGGGAGCGCAGUCGCUCACAGGCAUACCAUGACAGAUAUGGCCCGGCAGUGGACCAUGGAUACACACGCCGUGAAUAUGGACCUCCCCGUGGUGAUUUUGACGAUCGCGGCCAUAGAUUUCCUCCCCAGCACAGCAGAGGUCACUAUCAUGAUCCCCACACCCAUGGGAGACGACUUGGAUACAACGCAGACUCUAGGUGGGCCAGUCACGAUUCACGCAGCCCAUACUAUGGACCAAGUCCCAACUCGAACUCCCAGGCAGAGUACCCAGACAAGGUGCCUCCUUCUGCUUGA